AAAGCCCAAAGCCUCCGGCAGGCAGAAUCUGGAGAGAAGGGGCGGAGGGCGAGAGAGAGAGAGAGAGAGAGAGAGAGAGAGGCGAUGAGCUUUCUAGGCAACGCGGGGUAUUUGGCUCGAAGGGCGGCGCAAAAGGAGAGGGUACGGAUCUUAUACCGGAGAGCCCUCAAAGACACCCUCAACUGGGCCGUCCACCGCCACCUCUUCUAUCAAGAUGCAUCAGAGCUAAGAGAAAAGUUUGAUGCCAAUAAGCAUGUGGAGGAUUUAGACACUAUUGACAAGCUCAUUGAUGAGGCAGAAGCACAUUUUGAGAAGUGGAGGCACCCUGACCCUUAUAUUGUUCCUUGGGCUCCUGGUGGCUCCAAAUUCACACGAAACCCACCACCACCAUCUGGGAUUGAGAUCGUUUAUGAUUACGGCAAAGAAGAAGCUGAAGCCUAGAGGUGUUCUUUACGAAUAAAAUUGCAACAAGUCUGUGAUUCUUAGGUUAUCCUGUUUGUUGUAGUUUCAGACGAAAGUUGGUGUUAUGAAUAAAUCAGUACUUGCUCAGAUCAUUUGAUUUUCCAUCAGUGCAUCUUUGUUCAAGACACCGUAAACUUGCAUUUGAUUUAUGUGCAACAACAAUGAAUGAAACCAUAUUGCUUUCCAUAA
Asparagus officinalis (garden asparagus) is the source of this 651-nucleotide messenger RNA. Its product is annotated as NADH dehydrogenase [ubiquinone] 1 beta subcomplex subunit 9. Gene Ontology annotation, biological process: mitochondrial electron transport, NADH to ubiquinone. The transcript has 5 exons. The record is from RefSeq and is a predicted model, not a curated record. Bases 85 to 441 code for a protein of 118 amino acids. Lineage: Eukaryota; Viridiplantae; Streptophyta; Magnoliopsida; Asparagales; Asparagaceae.